Drosophila novamexicana is the source of this 1580-nucleotide messenger RNA. RefSeq names its product carboxypeptidase B. Gene Ontology annotation, molecular function: zinc ion binding; metallocarboxypeptidase activity. The transcript is spliced from 2 exons. Lineage: Eukaryota; Metazoa; Arthropoda; Insecta; Diptera; Drosophilidae. The record is from RefSeq and is a predicted model, not a curated record. Gene Ontology annotation, biological process: proteolysis. The coding region runs from base 111 to 1484 and encodes 457 amino acids.
GUAUUCACUUUGCUGAUUUGUUGUGUGUGAAAAUUUUUAGUGCCAAUUCUUUACCGUUCUUAACUGUUUUUCUUGGUUUUCUAUUCUGUUGCCAAUUUUUUUAAAUUAAUAUGCAAACCACAAAACGUGCCAAAAAGUCAAAAGGGCGAGCUGCGCCCAAGGUUACCGCCGUCACGGUGCCGCUGCAGGCGUCCCGCCGUAUGGUCAUACCACGUCCGGAUGUGCUGCACACCUAUCUGGAGUACAGCCAGAUCAAUCAGUAUUUGGAGUAUAUUGUGCAUCGAUAUUCGAAUUUCGUCAAGCUUUACACGCUGGGCAUCACGCACGAGAAGCGCGAGGUGCGCGCCGUGGAAAUCAAUUGGAUGAACGCCGACAAUGUGGAGCUGUCGUCCGUGAUGCGCAUGCAGGCGGCCAAGAACGCCGAGCAGCACAAGAACAGCGGCGCCAAGGGUCCCAUGGUGCUGUCGGGCGAUAAGAACCGCAAUAUCAUAUUCAUAGAGGCGGGCACACAUGCGCGCGAGUGGAUUACGGUCAGCACGAGUCUCAAUUGCAUUUACCAGCUGACGGAGCGAUAUACGCGGAACAUCGAGCUGCUGCGCAAUCUGCGCUUCAUCAUUGUGCCGCUGGUGAAUCCUGAUGGCUACGAAUACUCGCGCACCAAGAAUCGCAAUUGGCGCAAGAAUCGACGCCCGCAUAAGGCCUCCAAGAUUGUGGGCACCGAUUGCAAUCGGAACUAUGAUAUAUUCUGGGAAUGCGGGCCCACGAAAACGCAUCGCAACACGUACAAGGGUGAACGACCCUUCUCGGAGCCGGAGACACGUGCCAUGCGCAACAUACUGGACAGCUUGGCGCCGAAUCUGUUGUUCUUUCUGUCGCUGCACUCCUACGGCCAGAGCAUCAUGUAUCCGUGGGGCUAUUGCCGCGAGGCGCCGUAUUAUUGGCGCGAAUUGCACACAUUGGCUACAACCGGGCGAACCGCCAUCAAGUCGUACAAUGGACGCGAAUAUCGUACGGGCAGCAUCAGCUGCCUGACGAAACGCACCAUUGCCGGCUCCGUGGUGGACUAUGUCUACGGUGUACUGAAGUCGCCAAUGGCGUUGGUAAUGGAGCUGCCGUCGCGCGAGCUGGGCUUCCAGCCGCCCGUCGAAAUGAUCAGUCAGAUUGGACACGAGAGCUGGUUCGGCAUACGUGAGAUGUGCAAGAGUGCAUUCGAUUUGCGGCAGCGCAUCCGGCGUGACGAGGAGCCCAUGGCGCCCAAGCCGCCAGGUGCCAGCAAUUCCGGCGGCGGCGAUAGCCCCUCCAAUGUUAGCAACAGCGAGGGUAAAAAGAAAUCACCGCAAAAGAAGAAGAUCAAGAAGCGUUCCAAGCGUUCGUUGCUUACGCAACAUGCCGAAAUCCUAGAGCUGCAGAAGCGGCAACCGAUGCGACGGGCAAAGACGGCGCCGCUGAGAACACGUGAUGGACACGGCGAUGGGCCAUCCUAAUUGACUGACUACUGACUAGGCGAUGUGUGUGUGUGCGUGGAUACAUAUAUGUAUUAAAAGUAUAGACAGACGUCCUGGGCUUGGUCCCAAAGUUUA